GAAAGCAGAUUUGUUAUUGUUCGAUGAUCAUAUUAGCAAUUUUUAUAUGAUUAAAUGUUUUACACAAAAACAUUCUUCCGAUUUAGCCGAAUUAUGUGUUAAGACCGAAACAGAUGACAAUACUUUUGAUACCCUCCGUACGCAUGUGCUUAGA
Messenger RNA from Racocetra persica, 154 nucleotides. NCBI's taxonomy places the organism in Eukaryota, Fungi, Glomeromycota, Glomeromycetes, Diversisporales, Gigasporaceae. The record is from the annotation of a GenBank genome assembly.